Zophobas morio is the source of this 4874-nucleotide messenger RNA. RefSeq lists its product as uncharacterized. The record is from RefSeq and is a predicted model, not a curated record. The transcript has 4 exons. Gene Ontology annotation, molecular function: protein binding. The coding region runs from base 149 to 4798 and encodes 1549 amino acids. Lineage: Eukaryota; Metazoa; Arthropoda; Insecta; Coleoptera; Tenebrionidae.
CCAAGGUCUGGCGUAAAAACAUAGAUCCAUAACCUAAAAACCACAAUAUGCUUCCUUUCAAUGUUCCACAUUUCACAAAACAAAUAAAAUUAUAUAAUUUGCUACACAGUGCCAGUAGAGGAAAGCCACUAGAAACUAAAAACCGUAUAUGACCAUGUCAACUCGACAAAAUAACGCCACUUCAGACUGGAUUUAUAACGACUUAUACAACCCACCUCACUAUAAUUUGCUAAACGUAGAUGAUCCAUCUCUGGUGUUUAAAAAACGUAGCGGUACUACCGACGAAGGCGGCCAAUUUGAAGACCUCUACCUUGCGUAUUUGCUCUUAAAUCUAGUCAAAAAUGAAAAAAUCGAAAAAUUCAACGUCUGGUCGAACCAUCCGGACUUUGGUGCCAUGGACGACGUGGUCUUUGAUGUUAUUUCUAGCGACGAUAAGCUAAACGGAAAAUAUGCGGUACAGCUGAAGUACGCGAACACUGGGGGAAUUUUGACCAAACAAGCACUGACAGCCAAAAAGGGGGAUUUUAGCAUUUUGAAGUAUUUUGAAGAAUAUCGCAAAAAGUCUGAAACUAGCGGCACCUUCCACUUCUUUCUUGUCACGAAUAGGAAGUUUGAUAUCGUUAAAGACGAAAUAACGAUUGAAAAAAGCGACGAAGUUAAAUUCGUCGUCAAAAUAAAGAAAGUAAAGAGCAACAACCACGUCAAGUUUACCGUCAAAGACAGAGGUCCACCCGAGUUUGACGAUUUUUUUAAACACUUCACCCUAAUCACUAACCACGAGUCGGUCGACCAAGUCAAAGACAAAAUCAAAGACAUUUUCAAGUCGCGCUUCAGUUGUCAAGACGAACUCGUUUAUCGGAAGUACACCGAAUUUGUGGAAAAGUGGAGCAAAAAUACCAGUUUGAAAACCACCUUGCACUCAUCUUUCAUAAAACACGCCAUCGCUUUAAUGAUAUUGUCACCAUCAGCAGAAUUCCUACAAUUCGGUGAAAAACCCAUGGACAAAAAGGCCACCUUACUAAGAAAAUCGAUCUCAAAAUUCGACGUUACGUUCCUUUCGGGAAGUGCUUGUCAGGGUGUCAAAAACUUCUGGCACCAUUUGACAACGAGACAGUCGGUAAACACUAGAGAAUACUUGCGGAAAGCAAGACAGUACCAAAUUUUUCGACCAUCUGUGGGAUCGUUUGACGACCUCAACGACGAAGAGUGGACGAAGUUCUUGUGGUUGAUGGGCGAAUGUCCCUUGAUUGUCAAAGACAACGACGCAACUCAAAAAGCUAUUUGUCUUUGUGAAAAAAAGAAGUUCAUUGUGGCAAAUGCCGAGUCGUCUACUGGCUAUUCUACGUUUCGUGUUUUUCGAAGUCUGUUAGAUUUGAAAAAACGCAAUUCGACUUUAUUUAAACGGGUGUCGUCGACGUUUACUUGCUCCAUACAAGGCAAAGCGGCGAUUAAACUGAACGAACUGAUUGAUAAGAAAGGGAAAAUUCUAGAUAUUUUGAACGUGGACAAACUCGUGGAAAUGUUGGACCAUGAACUGUUGCUUGGUAGACCGGAAGAUCUUCCACCUUCACCCAUCUUCAGGUUUCUGUCCAAGAACAUCGUCAAAUACAAGAUUUUCUCUGAAGUUAAUUUACAAGAAACACUAAUCGUGAUCAGUUGUUUAAAUACGACGUACCAGUUGAUAGUCGGGAAUCGAUUGCCUGAUAUUACGUUGAUAACCAUGGACCAGUUUUUGACAGAACAAAACAUAAAACUAGAUCGGUUCGUCGUAGUUUGCGAAAACGACAUAUCAAAAGACGAAUUUUCCAUUUUAUGCGGCAAAGUACCUCGUGGGUGUGUCUGCCACCAUUUGCGCCAUAUUUACUCCACGGGCUUGGAAUGGGUCCGAAGCUCGCCAAAAAUUGAUAACUUGAACAACUUCUUAGAAGACAAAGCGACUUUGUUUAUAGCGGAAUCAAAACUGAUGGAGUGUGAAGACGAAAGUAGUGUCAAUAUCGUGGUCGGUGACCCUGGUAUGGGAAAAACCACGCUUUUGAAAACUCUACAAAACAACAGCCCUCCGUCCAUUUGGAGCAUUCUCAUCUAUGUUAGACGAGAUCAUUCUAGCUACUUUCGCGAAGGAGGUGACACUGGGGACUUUAAAACGUACAUUUUUAACACAAUUGAAGUCCAGAGUGGCAGUUUUGAUUCCAAAGUUGCUGAAGUUCUGGCUGGAGAAGGUCGUGUCAAAUACUUCUGGGAUGGUUUGGAUGAGUUGUCCGACGUGAGUUUUAAGACAGCCAGAAACAUUAUAAACAACUUGUCCAAAGUGGACGGUUCCAAGCACUGGAUUACGUCUAGGUGUCAUCUUCGCCAAAAUCUAGAAACCCACUUUAACGUGUUGUCGAGAACAAUGCGAAAAUUGAGCGACUUUGAACAAAAAAAGUACCUCAGGAAUCGCAUAGAGUGUUCGGAGGAAGAAGUAGAUGAAAUUUUCGCCAAAAUAAAGAACAACAUUCAGUUGUUUCCUCAUAAUGACGUAAUGGGGAUUCCUCUACUACUCUACAUGUUGACCGAACUCGUCCGUAAAGAUCAACGAAAGUACAAAAUUUUGUUAAACAAGGUGUUUUCGAUAGCUGAUUUGUAUAAAUACUUUGUGGAAGAGAAGUUUAACGUGUACUUUAGAGACAAGGAGGGUGUGGGAGACCCGAAAGCACUGAACGAUAUUGUCUAUCAACGCAUCACUGACGAAAAGUAUCAACGAAUCGACUACUACAAGAAGUCGUCUUUGAAGCUAUACUUCGAAGACGACGUUGUCCGAACCUCCACAGAAGUCACAAAAAUCAGAGACCCUAUUGGAUUCAUAAUAAACACUAGUGCUGAGUUUGGUCCAGAAUUCUUCCACAACUCGUUUGGUGAAUACUUUGCUGCCUUGUACCUCGCUGAACAUUGGGAAAAAACGUCACACAUACCAAACUUCACUUUUGACGAAAAAUAUUACAACAUUCGAUUUUUUUUGGAUUUAAUUUUGGCCAAAAACUCUCCAGUGCACAGGGCAGUCCUAUACAGAAACCCGCAUCUGUUGGAAGACUGUCAAAACGACGAGUUUCUCUGCAGAGACGAAAGCGGGAGAAGCGCACUCGAAGUGGCUUGUUCCUGGUGCGAAAACUACCACCCUCUGGAUGUCAAAAACGUUAAAAACAAAUACGUCGUGUCGAAGCCACCUUUUUCCAAAAAAGACCCACCGGUUAAUCGCACCAUACUAGAUUUCUUGAUCACCAAGUAUACUAACGAAGAACUAAAAGAAAUUCUAAACUGUGAUUCUCGUUUUUAUGGUAGCACACGUCUCAAAUUGCUACCCAUAAUUUUGCUAACCAAAGCAACCAACACCAAGACACAGAAAUUCCAAGACAACGUCUUCACCAUUUUGCGUUACUGCAUCUCCUUUGACUACGACGAUUUAAUUGACAUUUGCCAAGAACUACACUCAAUGGAAUCGUUCAGUCAACUGUUAAUACAACAUGGAUCAAGAAACAUAAUCAGCCAACUACGACGAAGCGAAAACUUUGACAGUUUCAAAAGCUACGAUCACGAUUUUGUCAAAGGGGCGUGUUUGCGAAAAGACGAAGUUUUGUUGAGGUUUUUGAUCGACGAAGGAGUUCGUUUGGACACUCUAGAUGAAGACGGUAAAACUCCGAUACAUUACGUUUGCCAAACGAAUAACUGGUCAGGGGUUGUACUUUUGCUCCAGUACGAAGUAAAGUUGUGUUUGGAGGACUACAAGUGCAAAAGUGUCUUACAUCGUGUUUCAAAAGACAACGCAAAUACUGUUGAGUGGUUGAUUGGAGGGGGGGCGCUUGUGAAUUUUAGGGACAAAUUCGGCAAAACGCCUCUGCAUUACGCGUGUAAGUAUGGAUAUUCUUCAGUUGCCAAAAUUUUGGUCGAGAGAGGUGCUAGAACUGACGUGGUCGACAAUCACAGAAAGACGUCUAUAUUUGUUGCCUACUCCAGACGACGAGACGAAACGUUUGAAGCAUUGCUUGAAGUUGCUGGGCCGAUAAAUCUGACAACCAAGUCUGGCGCUUCUAUAAUUCAUGAUGCUUGUGAACGCGGAUUUUAUGCUAUUCUAAAGAUUCUAGUCAAUCAACAUGUCAAUUUGGAUGUCAUAGACAAGUCUGGAGAAAUGCCAAUACACACGGCUUGUCGACAAGGUCACUUUGACAUCGUCAAGCUUUUGAUAGACGCGGGUCAAAGUCUUAACGUCGUCAACAAAUACAAACAACUCCCUAUACAUCUAGCAUCCGAAGAAGGACACUACGCAGUCGUGGAACUCUUGAUUGACAAAGGCAGUCGAAUUAAUGUUGUGGAUAAAUAUCACCAAACUCCGCUUCAGCUCGCUUAUCAAAACAAACACAGUCGAGUCGUGGAGCUUCUAAUUGAUAAAUCGAGUAUAGCAGAUAAGUUUGCCCUCUGUUCGAUACCACCAGAUUACCAGAAAAACUGCAGUGAUGUUGUAAAUUUUGUCAACGAUGUAGAUCAUUGUUUGGACAAAGAGGGCGCAUUUAAACAGAUGCUGCUGCGUCUGGCCUGUGCUAAAGGCCAUCUCGAGGUUGUGCGAUUGUUGAUUGAGAAGGGCGUCGAACUGAAUGCUGUAGACGAAAAUGGCGAAGUGCCUUUGCACGAAGCUUGCCGAAAUAGGCACUAUAAAAUCGUCAAAUUGUUAACUGACAAGGGUGCUAGUUUGUGUGUUGUUAAUAAAUACGGUCUGCAGCCUGUGGAUUAUGCUGGUGGCUUAUUCUUAGGGAAUACUUCACAGUGAAGAAAUGCGUGUUGACAAUGUUAAGUUGUAAAUUUUACUGUACAUAGAUGUAAAUAAAUUUUGUUACUUUUUUUAA